AUGGCAACCCUCCGCACUCCACACUGGCCUUCUCACUGCCCUUUAUCCUUAUGCUGGGAAUGUUCAUCAGAGGUCUGCCAUAUUGUUACGCCGUCCUCCUUCCCUAGGUCUUACCACAGUCUCUCUCUUGCCCCUCUCUUGGAGCCCCAAGGGAAAGCAGCUGGCCGUAUGCGUGAUGGGAAUUGUGGCAACAGACAGUGCACCUGCAAAUACCAAUCAGCCCCAGAGGUUUACUCAAGGACCCUUGAUCUUGCAACUCGAUCUCACCAUGCGGCAAAAGCGCGCUAUACCAUUGAUUAA
Messenger RNA from Protopolystoma xenopodis, 300 nucleotides. The record is from the annotation of a GenBank genome assembly. Lineage: Eukaryota; Metazoa; Platyhelminthes; Monogenea; Polystomatidea; Polystomatidae.